GUUAAUCAUGCUCGAGGACGCGGUUCAUUCCCUCCAACCUGACAAGACAACCAACAAAACAAACUUCCGAAUCUCUAUGACCUUUCCCAACACAAUUGAUUGAUUGAUUCCUCAGUCAAAAUCCACAUAUAAACCCCUUUUACAACUUCAUGUCCAUUGUCUUUCCCAAUUUUCCAUUAAACCCUAACCCCCUGCACUCCAAUUCCCUCUGUAUUUUGUCUGCAUAUUAAAUUGAAGGGGAAAGAGAACGACCCCAAGUUUAUGAAAUAAGUAGCACUAACGAGUUCAAGAACCCUAUUUGAUCGAUCGGGUUUUAGUUCUUUUUUUUUUCUUCUUCGGGCUCUCUAUUGUUUUUUUUUCUUUUUUCUUUUGUUUAUAAGAAAGAUGUCAAAAUUAUAUGGAGGGGAUUUCAAUCAGAAGAUAGAUUAUGUGUUCAAGGUGGUUUUGAUCGGCGAUUCUGCAGUUGGAAAAUCGCAAUUAUUGUCCCGGUUUUCGAGGAACGAGUUUAGUCUUGAUUCGAAAGCCACCAUCGGUGUUGAAUUCCAAACGAGGACUUUAGGAAUCGAUAACAAGACUGUCAAAGCUCAGAUUUGGGACACUGCUGGUCAAGAAAGAUAUAGGGCAGUGACAAGUGCGUACUACCGAGGUGCUGUUGGAGCAAUGCUGGUCUAUGAUAUCACCAAACGUCAAUCUUUUGAUCACAUUGCUAGGUGGUUGGAGGAACUGCGUGGCCAUGCUGAUAAAAACAUUGUCAUCAUGCUUGUAGGCAACAAGACUGACCUUGGUAGUCUUCGUGCUGUACCUACUGAGGAUGCCAAAGAGUUUGCUGAGAAGGAGAACCUGUUCUUUAUUGAAACAUCGGCCUUAGAAGCAACAAAUGUAGAGACAGCUUUUGUUAAUGUCUUGACAGAGAUAUAUAGGGUUGUCAGCAAGAAGUCCCUUGUUGCCAAUGAGGCUGAAUCCGCUGCAGGGAGUUCAGCUCUCCUCAGGGGAAAGGAAAUUGUUGUUCCUGGCCAAGAACCUGUACCAAGUGGGAGCUCGUACAGUUGUUGCAGAUCUUCAUAGGAGUCAAGUUGUAUAUGUUUUACCGGUUUCAGAUUGCAGUUCUCUGAACGUCUAUCAAAUGCAAAAUGAGUGCUACGAUAACAUGCUAAAUUGGUGGUCAAUUCAUCCAUUUUUGUUUGUCUAAUCUGCACUUUCAUAAGUGUAAAAAGAACUAAAGGUGGAAGCCAUAAAAUUUUCAUCUUGAUCUUAUAUUAGAUGUUGUAUUCGAUCACAACUAAUCAUCCUUCACUGAAACUUUUAUUGAUGUAUAUUUGCAAUGAAUGCACUCUUUCAUCUGCUGAA
This is a messenger RNA of Lycium barbarum (goji berry), 1347 nucleotides long. Its product is annotated as ras-related protein RGP1-like. The transcript is spliced from 2 exons. The record is from RefSeq and is a predicted model, not a curated record. Gene Ontology annotation, molecular function: GTP binding; GTPase activity. Bases 385 to 1065 code for a protein of 226 amino acids. Lineage: Eukaryota; Viridiplantae; Streptophyta; Magnoliopsida; Solanales; Solanaceae. Gene Ontology annotation, cellular component: endosome.